AUGGUCGGGACCGGUGGCCCCGUGGCCACUUUCUCUGUGUGGGAUUAUGUGGUGUUUGCCGGAACCAUCUUGGGGGCAUCGGGCAUCGGCCUUUUCCAGGCCAUCCGGGGCCGCAAGGAGACGAGCAGCGCCGAGUUCCUGCUGGGCGGACGGCAAAUGACGGCCGUGCCGGUCGCCAUGUCGCUCACUGCCAGCUUCAUGUCUGGCAUCACGGUCAUCGGCACGCCGACCGAGGCUUACCGGUUCGGGGUUCCCUUCUGGCUCUUCGGCUUCUCUUACGCCAUCAUGUCGGUCGUCACCGCCGAGGUCUUUGUGCCGCUUUUCUACAGACUGGGGAUCACCAGCGCCUACGAGUACCUGGAGAUGCGCUUCAGCCGGCCCAUUCGGAUAAUCGGAACGUCAAUGUACAUCGCACAGACGGCCCUCUACACCGGGUUGGUCAUCUACGCUCCGGCUCUGGCACUCAAUCAAAUCACAGGACUUAAUCUGUGGGGCGUGCUGGUGGCCACGGGAGCCGUGUGCAUCGUCUACUGCGCUCUGGGCGGUCUGAAAGCAGUGAUCUGGACCGACGUGAUACAGAUGGUGAUCAUGCUGGCCGGUUUCGUGGCGGUCAUCGCCAGAGGAGCCGUACUGCAGGGAGGCCUCGCCAAGAUCUGGGAAGACGCCGGCCGAGGAGGCCGACUCGAGGCGUUCGACUUCGACCCGGACCCCCUGAAGCGUCACACCUUCUGGACCAUCGUGCUCGGCGGCAGCGUCAUGUGGGCGUCGAUCUACUCCAUCAACCAGUCGCAGGUGCAACGCUACAUCUCCUGCAAAAGCCUGGGACACGCCAAGAUGUCUUUGUACGUCAACAUGGUCGGCUUGUGGGUGACCGUGAGUCUGGCUAUGUUUACGGGCCUCACCAUGUUCUCCAUCUACAAGAACUGUGACCCGCUUACAAACGGCGAUAUCGGCACCUACGACCAGAUGCUGCCCUACCUUGUGAUGGAUAUUUUGGCGGACUACCCUGGCAUCCCCGGCUUGUUCGUGGCUGCGGCAUACAGUGGCACCCUUAGCACGGUGUCUUCCAGCAUCAACGCCCUGGUCGCCGUCACCGUGGAAGACUUCAUUCUUCCGGUGUGUAAAAACCUCUCGGAGAAGCAGGUGACCUGGAUGAACAUGGGCCUGAGUGUAUUCUUUGGUGCCCUGUGUAUUGGGAUGGCUGGAGUUGCCUCAGUAUUGGGAAACGUCUUGCAGGCAGCUCUGUCCAUAUUUGGCAUGAUCAGCGGGCCUCUGCUGGGCCUCUACCUAUUGGGCAUGCUAUUCCGCACAUCCAAUUCAAUCGGAGGACUGGUGGGACUGAUCCUGGGUCUGGUGUUGACUCUGUGGGUCGGGGUUGGAAGCCUGAUUUUCCCACCGACCGAUGAAAAGACAAAUCCUCUCCAAGUCAGCACUGUGGGCUGCAACAGCACACUGGGCCCGAACUUCACCACGGCCGCUCCGUGGACCAGUGCAGCGACCCCGCAGACCCACGUGAGGCCGCCUCUGGCAGACUCCUGGUACUCUCUGUCCUACCUCUACUUCGCCGUCGUGGGUACUCUGACCACGAUGGUGACCGGCCUGCUGGUGAGCACGAUCACAGGCGGAUGCAAGCAGGAGCACAGGAACCCGGAUCUGUUUGUGAAGAUGAACGACCUGAUCUGCUUCGGCUGCCGCGGUCAAUCUGAGGAAUCGGACGUCGCAGAAAAAGCCGCCACAGACUUUCAUUUGAAAGCUGGUGACUCGACAUUCAAAGACUUUGACCCGAUGGUUAAAGAUGUUGAAGAAGCCACCAAACUGUGACGCACGCCUCGUUUCCCGUGGCGGAGACAGCUUAAGCAACCACACGGAGGAGGACAGGUCCCAGAGGCUCUGCUGCUGCGGCCUUCUGGUGCAUCGGAUUUUGGAAUAUGCCUAUUUAUGUUAUCAGGAUGUGUUUUAAACAUGCCGCCGCAUGCAAAAUAGAAAAUCUAUUUAGAUUUUAAAUCAAACAAAGAGCAUAACAAGCGAUAACGCUGGGCGCAGCAAACAAAAGAACAUUAAUAGAAUAUUUUUCAAAUUCAAAAGCGUAUUUAUUUUGGUCCCUAACUGAGGGGGGAAAAAACAGAAAUAUAUGGAAGAAUUUAGUGGAAUAUUUACAUAAAUAAAUGAAACCCAAGAUGUUUCAGCUAUUAUGGGUUUCACCAGCACAUUAGUAAAAAACAGCUUUUCAAAUAGCCUCUAAUGCCCCACUAUCACUAAGCCACUCCCCUUUGCUGCUUUGCAUCAAUGUGGCAACGGUAAUUGCCCCUUUGUUCUCCGGUUGUCCCCGACGACGGUCGCUGGUCGUAUUUUCUGAACAUUGUCCUCCAGUACUUUACGACAGUCGGAUAUUUGACAAUACGUGUGAUAGCGUUACUGUGUCGAAGGAACAACAGCAAUUUGUUUCAUGGGUAGUUUUAUAGUUUUAUAUCUGGAAAUUGUGCACUUUUUAUAAACAACCUGCAUUAAUGACGCCACACAUACUUAAUAAUAAACAUUAUGUACAAUGUUCAA
Pseudoliparis swirei is the source of this 2553-nucleotide messenger RNA. RefSeq names its product solute carrier family 5 member 8, like (gene slc5a8l). Gene Ontology annotation, cellular component: membrane. Gene Ontology annotation, biological process: propanoate transmembrane transport; sodium ion transport. NCBI's taxonomy places the organism in Eukaryota, Metazoa, Chordata, Actinopteri, Perciformes, Liparidae. Bases 1 to 1821 code for a protein of 606 amino acids. Gene Ontology annotation, molecular function: organic acid:sodium symporter activity. The record is from RefSeq and is a predicted model, not a curated record. The transcript is spliced from 15 exons.